GCACGUGUAACGAAUCGGAGACGUACCUUACAAAUUUUAAACCGAAUGUACAUAUAUUUUCAUAUUAUAUUCCUACAAAUCGAAAGAUCGUAUUCUCUCUUUCUUUGCCAAAAUGAUUUGAAAAUUCAAUUAUUUGGCUUAAUCGAUCGAUACAGGUUUCAUUUUAUUUAUUUAGUUAUCACAUCAAUUUUUUCUUAUUACGUACUUCGAAUAUGAAAUCUUAAUUAUGUUUAAUUAUUGGAUGAUUUAACUUUAUUUUUAUGAUUUUCCGUUGAUGUUAUUUUCGUAAUCCGUGGCCAAAAUUUCCAGAAUCGCCUAUCAUUGAUUGGCAUGCAAUGCAAAGUAGAAGAAGCUGGAACAAUUGAGUACGUACUGCGUAAUUUAUUUAUGGAUGAGGUGUUGCAUUGUGCUCUCAACACGUUUCUUUCAACGUGACUCCACCCUUAUGAUCUGUCACUCCACCGGCCACCGCCUCUUACCGCCGGCUCGCCGCUAUAAGAACCCCUCUCCGCCACCUAAUAUUGUCACACAAGAUUAUCAGAUUCAUUCAUAAAUCACCAAACGUACCACUUCCAAAUUGAAUAAUAAAAAUGAGCCAGCAACAGCCAAGAAGGCCGGAGAACGCUCUCCAAGAGCCCAUCAAAUAUCAAGACGUUUUCAGCGUCUCCGACGAGCUGGCUUCCAAACCCAUAACUCUCCAAGACGCCGCCGCCAUGCAGUCUGCCGAGACCACCACGCUCGGCCAGUGCCAGAAGGGCGGUCCCGCCGCCGUCAUGCAAUCAGCCGCCGAUCGUAAUGUCCGGUAUGCGGGCAUUAAGCCCGAUGAUGUCACUGACGUCGUAAGAGAUCGCGGCGUCUCUGUUUCCCAAACUGACAUCGCCGGCAACCGUGUAGUUACGGAAGCUGUCGGAGCAGAUAUUGUGGGGCGAUAUGUCCGUCCAUUGGAAAAUGCAAAAGAUGAGAAGGAGCGUUCUCCAGGGGGCCCACAGCAUGGUAUAGUGAGUGACGGAAUCACCAUUGGAGAAGCCCUUGAGGCGUCUGCUAUCUCCGCCGGGGACAAACCGGUGGACGAAAGUGACGCCGCCGCUAUACAGGCGGCGGAAGUCAGAGCAACCGGUCUUGGAGCGGUUUUGCCUGGCGGGGUAGGAGCGGAAGCUCAACGCGCCGCCACACUCAACGCUAGGACCACGAGGGAUGAGUUCAAAACCAAGCUCGGUGAUGUUCUCACGGUAAUACACUUUUUUUCCGGUGUUUUUGUAAGGGAAAAAACGUUUUUUAAUACUCCCUAUUUCUCUAACAAAAUCAGCGCUUAAAUUAAUUAAAGUCGGAUAAGUAAUAGGGGUAGUCAUUGUCCUUUACUGUAGAGUUCAUUUGAUGUCCUUUUUUCAAUGUGAAGUAUAAUCUUGAUGGAGUUAAUUAAUUAGUCCUACAAAAAGAAAUUAAAUACUCCUUCGUCCGUCCCACUUUGACAAUUUUUCAUUUUCGAUUUUCCAAAUAAACUUUGUGAGUGUCUUAUUACAUUAACUAAUUUGUGUGGCAACUCCAUUGGGACGGAGGUUAUAGGAUUUGUUUGAAACUACAUUAUUCUCCAUUAAUUUUAUUUCUGGAUCUGUACUUAAUUAUGAACUAAUAAAUUAAAUGAAUGUGGAAGGAUGCGAGUACUAAGCUUCUGGAUGACAAGAGCGUGACCGCGGAGGACGCGGCUGCGGUGGUGGGCGCGGAGGCCAGGAAUAAAGAAGGCUUUACUCAUCCCGGUGGCGUGGCGGCUACUAUGGCGGCGGCGGCCGGCCUCAAUCAAGAUACCUCUUUCAAUGCUUCCUAUACCGUGUAAUAGUACGGACUAGUAAAAUAAUGCUAAGAUAUACUAGUACUAGAAUGUGGUCUACUCAUAAAUAUAUAGUACUCGUAUGCUAUGUAUAUCAAAUACCUAGCUGUUCACUUUGUACUAGUUAGCAAGGCCAAGUGUGUGUUUUGGUCUUUUGUUGAGUUGGAGAACCCAAACUACGAACGGGAGACGACCGUUGACCAAUCUUCCAAACUUACGUAUAUGUAGUUUGGUUCUCAUGUAAAUAGUAAUGUGAGAAAUGAGUAUAAAAAAACGUGACUACAAUAUAUAAUGCCC
Cuscuta epithymum is the source of this 2122-nucleotide messenger RNA. NCBI's taxonomy places the organism in Eukaryota, Viridiplantae, Streptophyta, Magnoliopsida, Solanales, Convolvulaceae. The record is from the annotation of a GenBank genome assembly.